This is a messenger RNA of Dibothriocephalus latus, 315 nucleotides long. The record is from the annotation of a GenBank genome assembly. Lineage: Eukaryota; Metazoa; Platyhelminthes; Cestoda; Diphyllobothriidea; Diphyllobothriidae.
UACCCUCCUCCGGAAUGGGAAACCGUGACUCCUGAUGCCAAAGAUCUCAUCAACCAGAUGUUGACAAUGAACCCCUCCAAGCGGAUCACUGCUGCUGAAGCCCUUAAGCACCAAUGGAUCUUCCAACCUGAACGUGUGGCUUCCAUGAUGCAUCGUCAAGAAACCGUCGAGUGCCUGAAGAAGUUCAAUGCUAAACGAAAGCUUAAGGGUGCCAUCCUCACAACGAUGAUUGUGACUCGGAACUUCUCCUGUAAGUUUCGUCAACAGUCACAUAUUCCAGUUGAGCUUAUUGUGGGUACUAUUACUGCUAGUUAA